UUUCCUGGCUGGUUGGUUGAGUCACAGUUAUUUAAUGUCUCUUGUGAAUCACAAUUCAAUUUGAUAGGGUUUUUAUAUACUUUGAAAAAAUUUGUUAUUAUCCACUUGAAAAAAAACGAUGUUAUGAUGAACGAUCAAAAAUAUUUUGUGCUUCUCUUUUUAGUGGUUAUAAGUCCAAUUAUUCAAUCUUAUGAAGAAUGCAAUUUUCCUUUGCUCGAAAAUGCUCAUUUGUCAGCAACCACAUCUUUAUCUGAACGUGGACCAAACAAUGCUAGACUCAAUGGGGAAUCUGCGUGGUCACCAGAAGUUAGCAGUUAUGAUCAGCACAUUACAAUGGAUCUUGGAGGUCGAUUUGAAAUUCGCAGCAUAUCAACUCGAGGUCGUGCACAUACUAAUGAAUAUGUCACGGAAUACAUUGUCCAGUAUUCUGAUGACGGUCAAGCGUGGAUCAGUUAUGAAAGCCAAGACGGCGUAGAUGAGAUGUUUAAAGGUAAUGUCAACGGAGAUACAAUUAGAUUAAAUAAAUUUCAAGUUCCAAUAAUCGCACAGUGGAUUAGAAUAAAUCCUACAAGAUGGAGAGACAGAAUAUCACUUAGAGUUGAACUCUAUGGAUGUGAAUAUGUAUCUGAUGUACUAUCAUUCAAUAGUUCUUCUAUGUUACGAUUGGAUUUAAUGCGAGAACCUAUUGAAACUGAUGGACAUUCAAUUCGUUUUCGAUUUAAGACUAAUAAUGCUGAUGGAGUAAUGGUAUAUUCUCGAGGAACACAAGGAGAUUUUAUAGCAUUACAAUUGCGUGACAAUAGAAUGUUACUAAAUAUUGAUCUUGGCUCAGGAAUAAUGACAAGUUUGUCAGUGGGAAGCCUUUUAGAUGAUAAUAUGUGGCACGAUGUUAUAAUUGCUAGAAAUCGAAGAAACAUUGCUUUUUCAGUAGACAGGGUGUUAAUAGAGGGUAAAAUAAAAGGAGAGUUUCACAGAUUAGACUUAAAUCGAGUAUUUUACAUUGGAGGCGUUCCUAAUAUGCAAGAGGGCAUUGUUGUUACACAAAACUUCACAGGGUGUAUAGAAAACUUUUACUUUAAUACAACGAAUAUAAUCAGCGAAGUCAAGAAAGCAGAAGAAUAUGGAGAUUACAUGCGAUACCAGAGAAUAAAUUCUCUUUACAGUUGUCCAGAACCACCUAUAAUUCCAAUAACUUUCUUAACUUCUGGUUCUUACGCAAAGUUGAAGGGAUAUGAAGGUGCGUCAUCUCUUAAUGUUUCCCUUUCGUUUAGAACUUAUGAUGAAGAAGGAGUGAUUUUGUAUCAUCGAUUCACUUCUCCAGGAUUUGUUAAGAUGUACAUUGAAGAAGGUAAAUUGAAAAUAGAUAUUCAGACCCAUAAUUAUCCAAAAGCAAUUUUGGAUAAUUUUGAUGAAACUUUCAAUGACGGUAAAUGGCAUCAGGUAAUAUUGACUAUUACUAAAAAUUCUGUUAUUUUAACUGUUGACGGUCGAACUAUGAGAACAACGCGUCUUUUGGAAAUAUCAACAGGCGGUAUUUAUUUUAUCGGUGGUAUGGAAGGUAAAAUUUCAAAUAUGAUAAAUCAUCGAGGAUUUGUUGGUUGUAUGCGAGUUAUCAGUAUAGAUGGAAAUUACAAAUUGCCAACUGACUGGAAAGAAGAAGAAUAUUGUUGCAAAAAUGAUAUAGUUAUUGACGGCUGUCAAAUGGUGGAUCGUUGUAAUCCAAAUCCUUGUAAGCAUUCUGGAAUUUGUCACCAAACAUCUGAAGAAUUUCUUUGUGAUUGUGACAACACUGGUUAUUCCGGUGCUGUAUGCCAUACGUCAAUGAAUCCCUUGUCUUGUGAAGCAUAUAAAAAUACCAAUUCCGUUAAUCAACGAGCGGACAUUAAAAUCGAUGUUGAUGGAAGUGGUCCUCUACGUCCAUUCCCAGUUACGUGUGAAUUUUAUGCAGAUGGACGAACUGUCACUGUCUUACAUCAUAGCAAUGAACAGCCUACUCCAGUAGAUGCAUAUGAAGAAGCUGGUUCUUUUAUACAAGAUGUAAAUUAUGAUGCGGAUCUUGAUCAGAUUGAAGCUUUGUUAAAUGUAUCUACAACUUGCAGACAGAAAAUUAAUUAUGCUUGCAAACAUUCUCGUCUUUUCAAUACACCAAUAUCACAAAAUGAACCUUUUAGACCUAACUCUUGGUGGGUUAGUAGACGUAAUCAAAAAAUGGACUACUGGGGUGGUGCUCUACCUGGAUCGCGUAAAUGUGAAUGUGGAGUAUAUGGAACUUGUGCAGAUCCUAAUAAAUGGUGUAACUGUGAUGCUGGUUUCGAAGGUUGGCUGGAGGACGGCGGCGAUAUUAUAGAAAAAGAGCAUUUACCCGUAAAACAAUUACGAUUCGGUGAUACAGGUACAGCUCUUGAUGAAAAGGAAGGGCGUUAUACCUUGGGACCAUUAAUAUGCGAGGGUGAUGAUUUAUUUAUAAACGUAGUAACUUUCCGCAUUACUGAUUCAACCAUUAAUUUACCAACAUUCGAUAUGAGUCACAGUGGUGACAUUUAUUUUGAAUUUAAAACAACAAUUGAAAAUGCAGUAAUGAUAUUUAGUAAGGGUCCAUCUGAUUAUAUAAAAAUAUCAAUCAAUGGAGGAAAUCAAAUUCUUUUCCAAUAUCAAGCUGGUGGAGGUCCUUUAACUGUUUCGGUACAAACAUCCUACAGAUUAGCCGAUGAUCGUUGGCAUACAGUUUCCGUUGAACGCAAUCGUAAAGAGGCAAGAAUUGUUCUUGAUGGCGCAUUGAAAAGCGAAGUAAAAGAACCCGAGGGUCCAGUUCGGGCACUUCAUUUAACUUCUGACCUAAUUGUAGGCGCUAACGAAGAUUACAGAGAUGGCUAUGUUGGUUGCAUUCGAGCGUUAUUAUUAAAUGGACAACUUCAGGACUUGAGAAGUUACGCAAGACGAGGAUUGUAUGGAGUGAGUGAAGGCUGUGUUGGAAGAUGUGAAAGCAAUCCUUGUUUAAAUAACGGAACAUGUCACGAGAGAUACGAUAGAUAUACUUGUGAUUGUCGUUGGACUGCUUUCAAAGGACCAAUUUGUGCUGACGAAAUUGGCGUUAACUUAAGACAAAAUCAAUUAAUUAAAUACGAUUUCAUGGGUAGUUGGCGAUCAACAAUAUCCGAAAAAAUUAGGAUAGGAUUCACCACUACAAAUGCAAAAGGAUUUCUUUUAGGACUGUUUUCAAAUAUUUCUGGUGAAUAUAUGACUAUUAUGGUAUCAAACAGUGGACAUCUUCGAGUGGUAUUUGAUUUUGGCUUUGAAAGACGAGAAGUGAUAUAUCCUGUAAAACGUUUUGACCUAGGACAAUAUCACGAUGUUCGAAUUAGCAGAAAAAAUGCAGGAUCUACUUUGGUGAUUCAAGUUGACAGUCACAAGACAUCAGAAUUUAAUUUCCCUAUUAAAGAUUCAGCUGAUGGUCAAUUUAAUAAUAUUCAAUAUAUGUAUAUUGGAAGAAAUGAAUCAAUGACUGAAGGUUUUGUUGGUUGUAUAUCGAGAGUUGAAUUUGACGAUAUAUAUCCAUUAAAACUAUUAUUCCAAGAAAAUGGUCCAUCAAAUGUUAGAUCAAUUCCUGGUGCACUUCCUGAAGAUUUUUGUGGAGUUGAACCAAUUACUCAUCCACCUGAUAUUAUCGAAACACGUCCACCUCCAAAUGUUGAUGAAGACAAAGUCAGAGCUGCAUACAAUGAAACUGACACUGCUGUUUUAGGUAGUGUUUUGGCAUUGCUCUUUAUUCUUUUGGCCAUAAUGGGUGCACUAAUUGCAAGAUACAUGUCACAACAUAAAGGUGAAUAUCUAACACAGGAAGAUAAAGGCGCAGAAAUAGCUUUAGAUCCAGAUUCUGCAGUUGUUCAUUCUACAACUGGUCAUCAAGUGCAAAAGAAGAAAGAAUGGUUCAUUUAAAUUAAAUGAAACCUAUGUAAAAAGGAAAAUGCUGGUCCAUGGAUAAAUUAAAUUUUGUAAAGAUUUUUAUACAAAUAUUUUCUAAGGUAAUUCAUCUUCAUUGUCAAACUGGCAUACUUUUUAUAACUUGUAAUUUAAGUCGGAUUCAAAUUUUUUUUCGAAAGAUACUAAACUAAUUUUUCUUAUUUACAUUUAGUCCAAGACUUAUUUUAAAAUUUUAUUAGAGUCAACUUUUUCUAUUGUAAAUUUUAUUUGUCAAAGGACGUUCAAAGUUUGCUAAGUAAUAUAUAUUAGAUUUUUUUAUUCUAUACUCACGAAGAGAUUAAAUAUGAUCCCACUAAAUAAGGAAACAUAAAUUUAAUUUGUGAUUUUUUCUAAAUUUGGAUAGGUGAUCUUACUAUUUUUCCUGUGUCAAAUGGAAAUUUACAGUUUAUAUUAUUUUUUUUAAUCAUUAAUAUUAGUAGACAACGGAAAAAGUAAAUAUUCAUUUUUCCAAACUUUCCAAUCAGAAAUAAUAAAUACAUGACAGUAACAAUUCAAGUCAAUAUUAUAAUUUUUUAACAUUGCCUUUACAGUCAGCUCUCAUUAUAUCUACUAUUUCGUGUAUAAAUUGUAUAAAAUGUACAAUGCACAUUAUAUAAUUUAAUUUAUUUUAAUAAUGGAGUCGUUCGCUCAUAAUCGAUUCCAAAAGAAUCGCAUUUCAUUCAAGUAAUAAUUUUACAGCGAAUUACCAAUCAACCAAAUAGUCUCUGAAGUUGUGCAUUCUACAACGGGUAUUAAAAAGUUUUUUUUAUAAAGUAUACAUUUAAUUUUUUUAAGUAGUGGAAAGUUUAGAAUUAAAAAAUUAUUUACUUUUUAAAAUCAUGUCAGUUAUAUUAGUAAAAGUACAAAAUAGAAAUGUUGCCAACGUUCAUAAAUCACAAGAACAUUUGCAUUAAUCUGUAACAGUUUUAUAUUUAAAAAUAAUUUGCCAAGAAGAAAAGACAAAAAAGUAAAAAGAUUAGUGAUAGUUUAGACACUUAAAUUUACAUAAAAACACAAGUUUUUAAAAAAUAUUUUUAUAUCAUAUCAAAUUUGAAUAGUGCAAUAUGGGAUAUGUGAUUUAUAUACGUACGACAUAUUUUGUAACUGUAACUUAUCUUUUUAAAAAUCCCUAAUGAAGACUUAAUUAAAAUUUUAAACAAUGAUGACGUUACUUUCUUUAAAUUUAGAACAAAAUAAAAUGUUUGUUCGAUAUAAGUGUAACUAGUAGUCGCUUCUGGUAUAAUUAAUAAAAAUUUAUCUAUUUAAUUUAAAUUCUUUAAAAAGCUGAUAUCGAUAUUUAUCUUAUACAUAUAGGUAUGCCAAACUUGUAAUUAUAUAAGAAAGGUAUAUUUAAAAUAAGAAUGGGCUAAAACAAAAAACAAAAAUGUAUUUUAAUAUAAAUUCCUAAAGAAAAUUUGGAAAUGCUUCAAAAUAAUAUUGAAUAAAACUGAUUUAAUUAUAAUAAAUAUUUUGGCCCUACCAUAAAUUUAUUUUUUGAAACAUUUGUGUAAACGACACUUUUGUAUCUUUAGAUUUUGUAAGGCAAUUCGAUAUCAGCGUAAAACAGUAUUUGUUGUAAUUUUUACCGUCCAAACUGUAUUUUACUUUAUUUUAUCUUAUUAUUGUGCGUUUUUCUCACUAUUAGUUUACAAUCGUCUUUUUCAAAAAUUGUUUCUUUUUUUAUUUUUAUAUUCUGUUUAUUAAUUUGCAGAAUUUUAGUUUUUAGAAUUAUUUUUUGAAUAACGACGAAAAAGUAAAGAAUGCCUCUAGUAAUGAGAAAGUGAUUUAUAGGUUUACAAAAAAAUUGUACAUCUGUGCGUCAGAAUUUCAUCCAUUGGUUUAGAUAUACAUGUAUAAAGAACCAGUCUGGAUAAAAUCUAGUGAUUUUACAAACUAGUAGAAACCUGCCACACAGGUAUACUAUAUACUGGUAUACAUAUUAUAAUAAAUUAUAAAUAAGAUUUCUGUAAUUUUAGUUUUGAGUAUUUUGUUGUAUGUAUUAAUACUUUAAUAAAUAAACAUAUACAAAAUUUUUUA
Messenger RNA from Leptopilina boulardi, 5997 nucleotides. It is a transcript of the gene Nrx-IV, whose product is annotated as neurexin-4. Bases 124 to 3936 code for a protein of 1270 amino acids. NCBI's taxonomy places the organism in Eukaryota, Metazoa, Arthropoda, Insecta, Hymenoptera, Figitidae. The transcript is spliced from 11 exons. The record is from RefSeq and is a predicted model, not a curated record.